AUGGCGUGGGCAAAGCACCUUGGUGUACUAUUCUCCUUAAUAUCGCCAUACAUUACCACUGCUGCACCAACCGGUGCUCACGACAAUGCCCAAGGCCUGCGCGUCGAGACUUCAAGUGGUGAGCUUCAAGGUUUUAUCAAUGAAACCGCUCCCUCAGUCCGCCAGUUCCUUGGUGUUCCCUACGCAGAACCACCAGUAGGAAAGCUCAGAUUUGAAGCCCCUGUGUCUCCCAAACGCGGACAAACGGCCAUCAACGCCACGGCAUGGGCGCCUUCGUGCUACCAAUCACUGAGCUCGAAGCCGACAGUUUUCACCGAGGAAGUACCUCAGUUCCUCAUUAAUGGUGGCCAGUCGGAAGACUGUCUGUAUCUGAACAUAUGGGCGCCCAGGGUGGAAAAUAUCCCAGAGGGAGAAAAAUUACCAGUUUUCGUCUAUAUCCCGGGCGGUGGCUUUACAUCCGGCGGCGCGGAUUCAAUGUACAAGAUUCCUGAUAAGUGGAUUCAACGCACGCAGUCUCAUAUUGUGGUUGUGUUGAACUAUCGAGUCAACCUAUUUGGCUACCCGAACGCCCCAGGAUUGAAGAGUCCCAACGUCGGUCUCUUAGAUCAACGAGCAGCAGUUGAAUGGACAUACAAAAACAUUGCCGCUUUCGGCGGUGAUCCUUCUCGGAUUACACUCUGGGGUCAAUCAGCCGGCGCUGCGAGCGUUAGUGCCUACGGAUAUGCAUGGCCAGAAGAUCCCAUUGUGACCGGGCUUAUCUCAGAUUCUGGGGUUGCCUCGUUGCUCUACAGCGAGGACUUUGAACAUAGCAAUUUCACCGCUCUUGCGAACCUCGUUGGAUACGAGAGCACAAAACACAAAGACGUUGUUGAAUACAUGCGCCAGAUUCCCGCAAAGACGCUGCAAAAUGCCAUGUAUCAAACUUCUCUCAAUCCCAGCUUGGCACAGUACAAGUUUAUUCCUCUCGCCGACAACGUGACGUUUUUCAACGAUUUAACAGACAGAGCGGACAAGGGCCUGUUGGCCGAAAUUGUAAGUGGACUUCAAUCUUAA
Molecule: messenger RNA, 1053 nt
Organism: Talaromyces rugulosus
Lineage: Eukaryota; Fungi; Ascomycota; Eurotiomycetes; Eurotiales; Trichocomaceae
Exons: 3
Coding region: 1-1053 (350 amino acids)
Molecular function (GO): carboxylic ester hydrolase activity
Source: RefSeq, a predicted model, not a curated record